This is a messenger RNA of Linum trigynum, 1994 nucleotides long. NCBI's taxonomy places the organism in Eukaryota, Viridiplantae, Streptophyta, Magnoliopsida, Malpighiales, Linaceae. The record is from the annotation of a GenBank genome assembly.
CGUAUUGAAUGCACGUCGUUGACGUUAUAGAAAAAAUGUUUGUUUAGGGACUUGAAUAGUAAAAAUGUUAUAGUUAGGGUGGAAGCGAGUAAUUGGCCACUAACUCUACCUUUUAUUUUCAUUUUUCAAGAACCCUUCCCUGCAGCUCGCCGUCGUUUCUCCUGUCCACCCUGAUCUCUCCGGCAGCGUGUCAUUGUUACUCGACUCGCAAGGUCGUCUCUUCUCUGCAUUUCUCCGCUUUUGCUUCCUUUUCCCUUCCUUUCUCUGGUUUCUCCUCUAUGUUUCUCUAUCUCACAGCCCUUCUCUUCUUCAACAGGAGCUUUCUGUACUCGACUAUUGGUCAAGGCCCAGCUCGGAAAAUAACAAGGCUCGAUCUUUCCCCCCCUCAAAAUCUCCAGGUGAUUCUUUUUCUCGGAUUAUCAGGUUGGUGGUGGUUUCUAUCUGGUUUUAAUCCCACUGUGGACCAAUUUUUAGCUUUUUGUCAGUGAUUCCCAUGGCUGACAGUAGUCUCAGUGAUUCAUAGUGUGAUAAGUAGUGAUUGUGGAGUUGUGGUUGAAAGCAAGGGCAUUAGAAUUUCGACGAAUGUGUGGGUUCAAGAAAGUAGAAGCAAACUACUGGGAAUACAGAGCAUUUGAGAUUUGCUUUGCUGGGGUUCUAAACUUUGUGCUCAGCAUUUGUGCCUGUUGGAAUUCAGAUCACUUCUACAAUUGAAAUUCCUGAACUGCAGACCUGUUAGUAUGAUCAUUGAUCAGCAAGUUCCUCUCGACUUGAUCGAAAACAGAAAUCGGAAUUUGUCUAAGCUCGUACCAAGUACUAAGUAUAUUGUUUGCUGGCUUUAGUUGGGCAAUUAGGAAACACCUAGGUGAGCCAUAGGGAUGCGCUCAUGCACAGGCAGGAUAAGUUAUGUAUGCAAAGCCCUAUAAGAAGUGGGCUUUAUGUUCGACGACAAAUGAACGCAUAAUAUGAUCAACAUAUUGGAACUGCAUCUUGGAAUCUUGGGUACUGACUUUAAAAAGCAGUGAUCAAUGGAUCCGGACACGAAGUGAUAUUGAAUGAUUUUAUAUGCUUAAAUGUCUCGAAAGUACUUGAUUUAUGUGCACCAGUGGUAACCAUAGAAGUGUUGGCAUUUGGAAAUAUUGACGACUGAAGAUUGAUCCUAAAAGGUCUAUGGUCCUGUACCAGUUGAACAAUUUCUAUUUAGUUGAUGGUUGCAGAAGGUCAAGGUCAACCAUUAGAAGUUAGAACGACCAGAUUUACAUUUUCAAGUUUUCAUUUAAUGGUGGAUCAUAAACAAGUUUUCCGGCUAAAUCUUUGCUUCUUUCUUUUCCAUGCUGUAGAGUGAGUGAGUUUUAAGAUACUGGAUUCUUUCUUUAAUUGCUCCUGACCUUUCUUUCACUCAGAACAACGUAACCCGUGCAUGCUCUUCUGUGAAAGUCUCUCUUUCAUUGCUCAAAUGUUGUGGGGAUUUACCGUGGGUGCUGAUUUUGCCAGAUCAAGAUGGUUAUUCGACCUCCAGUUAGGCCACCUAGAAUCACAGAGUAUCUCAAGCCCUACGUGCUAAUGAUGCAUUUCAGCAACAAGUUUGUGACGGCUACAGUGAGGCACUCACCAACUGCAACAGUAGCAUCUUCAGCGAGCUCGCAAGAGAAGGCCCUUAGGUCGGCCAUGGAGAAUACUGGAGAUGUAGCAGCUGCUGGCAAGAUUGGGAAGCUACUUGGCGAGCGCCUACUACAGAAGGGCAUACCUGCUGUUUCUGUUUUGCUAAAGAGGGAACAGAAGUAUCAUGGAAAGGUCAAAGCUGUCGUUGAUUCUGUGCGGGGAGCUGGUGUCAAGCUUGUUUGAAUUGGCUACUGCUAUAGUUGUAUAUUACUCGAUGGAGUAGUUCCAAUAAAUUGUUUCUCCUAGCCCUUUUUCAGCUAGACAAGAUCAAUGUGGAAACUGCUUUAUGCAGCACUCAAUGGCAUUGCUUUGACUAAUAACAGGGAGUUUACAUA